CGGCCAUGUUCUUGGCGGAGCCCGCUGAUUCUUCCUUAUUGAGACCUUGCUGCGACUUUUCGCUGACUCUCAUGGGCCAUUUUCGCGGGUCUCGGCGGGUCCUCGCUGCCCGACACCGCUUAUAGUGGUCAACUCGGCGGAUUAUCGCCGCUAGGGAACAGUAUCAGCCUCGCAGCGAGUUUUCGCUGUCUGUUGCCCUUUCACCUUGUUCGGCGGUUUCCCGCUGCCCUGUCACCUCGAUACACCGUCUGCGAUUUGUCGCUGCCCUCCUCCCGUUUCACCUUGUUCGGCGGACUCCCGCUGCCCUGUCACCUCGAUACACCAUCCGCGACUUCUCGCUGCCCUCCUCCCCUUUUGACGCGUCAGCGGAUUCCCGCCGACUAUGCCCAUUUUCGCGCCGUCUGCGAUUUGUCGCUGCCCCCUCCCCUUCACAGCGGAUUCUCGCCGCCCUAUUUCCUGUCAUAGCCUCACCGCGACUUCUCGCUGCCCUCCUCCCCUUUUGACGCGUCAGCGGAUUCCCGCCGACUAUGCCCAUUUGCGCGCUGUCACCGAAUCUUCGCUGCCCCCCGCGGCUCCCAGCGCGCUCACCGACCCUUCGCUGCCCCACCCUCAAUAACGUCGCAGUCAGCGAAACCUCGCUGCUGGCAGCGUUUUUAUCGCCGAACUUUCGCUGCCAUCCCCUGAUUUCGACGCCGUCAGCGAAACCUCGCUGCUGGCAGCGUUUUUAUCGCCGAACUUACGCUGCCCUCCCUGAUUUCGACGCCUUUUCGCUGCCCAUGGUCGUUCUGUCGCCGAACUUUCGCUGCCAUCCCCUGAUUUCGACGCCGUCAGCGAAUCUGCGCUGCCCCCAACUGCUUUCGUACGUUCUCGCCGGUAUUUCGCUGCCUCCCUCUGAUUUUGCCGCAGUCGCCGGACUUUCGCUGCCAUCCUCUGGUUUCGACGCACCCAGCGAAUCUUCGCUACCCUCCCCCACACUGGACACUGUCACCGAAUCCUCGCAGCGAUGA
Molecule: messenger RNA, 1007 nt
Organism: Mycena citricolor
Lineage: Eukaryota; Fungi; Basidiomycota; Agaricomycetes; Agaricales; Mycenaceae
Source: the annotation of a GenBank genome assembly